AUGACCUGCCAAGCUGCCGGUGACAGGAACCGGGACUCCUAAUGAGUUUCCCAGAGGCUGGGAUCUGAACGUCGCCGUCGCCGCUCUCCUCCCGGGGCUGCCUGUUAGAGCUGCCGCCGGCUGCCCGGCUCCUCUCCAUCCUCCCCGAGGUCGCGGAUGGAAGCAGCGUGCAACAGCAUGGCCCUCGAGAGGCUCGGGGAAGCCCUGGGCGGCGUCCCCCCCUUGCAAAGCUCCCUGCUGCUCCUCCUCUGCCUGCUCACCGCUAUCCACCUGGGCAAGCUCCUCCUGCAGCAGCGCCGGCGGCAGAGCCAGCGCCGGGCGCCGCCGGGCCCCUUCCCCUGGCCCCUGAUCGGCAACGCGGCGCAGCUGGGCAGCGCCCCGCACCUCUCCUUCGCCCGCCUGGCCAGCACCUACGGCGCCGUGUUCCAGCUGCGCCUGGGGCGCUGGCCCGUGGUGGUGCUGAACGGGGAGCGCGCCAUCCGCCAGGCGCUCGUCCGCCAGGGGGCCGCGUUCGCGGGGCGGCCGCCGUUCCCGUCGUUCCGGCUGGUGUCGGGCGGGCGCAGCCUGGCCUUCGGCGGCUACUCGGAGCUGUGGAAGCUGCACCGCCGGGCGGCGCACACCACGGUGCGCGCCUUCUCCACCGGCAGCCCCGGCACCCGCCGCCUCCUGGAGCGCCACCUGCUGGGCGAGGCGCGGGCGCUGGUGGCGCUGCUGGUGCGCGACAGCGCCGGCGGCGCCUUCUUCGACCCGUCGCGGGUGCUGGUGGUGGCCGUGGCCAACGUGAUGAGCGCCCUGUGCUUCGGCCGCCGCUACAGCCACGGCGACGGCGAGUUCCUGCGCCUCGUGGGGCGCAACGAGCAGUUCGGGCGGGCGGUGGGCGCCGGCAGCCUGGUGGACGCGCUGCCCUGGCUCCAGCGCUUCCCCAGCCCCGUGCGCGCCGCGUACCGCGCCUUCCGCGACCUCAACCGCGACUUCUACGGCUUCGUGCGCGGCAAGUUCCUGCAGCACCAGCGCAGCCUGCGCCCGGGGGCCGCCCCCCGCGACAUGAUGGACGCCUUCAUCCGCCUGCAGCGGGAGCAGCCGCGGCUGCAGCUCGAGCACGUGCCCGCCACCGUCACCGACAUCUUCGGCGCCAGCCAGGACACCCUCUCCACCGCCCUGCAGUGGCUCCUCAUCUUCCUCAUCAGGUAUCCGAAUGUGCAGGCUAAAAUGCAAGAAGAAGUGGAUAGGAUUGUUGGAAGAGACCGUCUGCCAUGUGCUGAGGAUCAGCCUCACUUGCCCUACAUCACAGCUUUCUUGUAUGAAUCCAUGCGCUUCAGCAGCUUCGUGCCUGUCACCAUCCCACAUGCCACCACAACCAACACCUUCAUAAUGGGCUACCUCAUUCCCAAGGACACAGUGAUUUUUAUUAAUCAGUGGUCAGUGAAUCACGAUCCAGCAAAAUGGUCCAACCCGGAGGAUUUUGAUCCAACAAGAUUCUUAGAUGAGAAUGGAUUCAUCAAUAAAGAUCUUACUAGUAGCGUGAUGAUUUUCUCACUAGGCAAACGUCGGUGUAUUGGAGAGGAGUUAUCCAAGGUGCAGCUCUUUCUCUUUACCUCCAUACUGGUGCAUCAGUGCAAUUUUAUUGCUAAUCCAAACGAGGACCCUAAAAUGGACUUUACCUAUGGGUUGACCAUUAAACCUAAGCCAUUUACCUUGAAUGUUACUCUUAGAGAUACCAUGGAUUUGCUUGAUCAGGCUGUCCAAAGACUGCAAGCAGAGAAAGCAGCCAGUGAAAAUCAGCUGUCAGCAAAUGCCUAAGCAACAAACCCUGCAUCUAAAGAUAAUCCCUCUCUCUCUCUCUUUAGACUUAAAUAAGUUAUAGUUUGUUCUGGUGAUCUCUUUGGAAAAUAGCCAAUAUUACAAGUUGCAAGAGCAGGAAGGAAAACUGCACAAGUUCUAACUCAGUCCUCUCUAAUUCUAGAAGGAGAGCCAUGACAACAGUCUAAUAUAUUACAUAAUGAAACAUAUACAAUUUGAAAGUAAGCCUUUUCUAUUCUAGCUUGUUCACAGAAGUUGCCAUUGUAAAGCGCUUUUUGUCUGCUGACUGGUUGGAGCAUCUCCAGGAACUGUUCGUACAGUCCUUUCCCUGUCUCCAUGUACUGUGCCUUAACUCUAAUUUCGCCUUUGGUGACUCCACAUCCCAAAGUGAAAUCUCUUAUUUUAAAUAAAAAUAGUAAUAAUAAUUAUAUAAAGGGUUGCUCAAAACACUGCAGCCUGCCUCUGAAUUCACUUCUUGUGACUGCUGGGAUGUACAUUAAUGCCUCAAUAAUACAUGUUCAAAUGAUUUUCAGUAAAAUGACGAUGUAGUCUUGCCUUUAGCAUUCCAAAGUGUUUACAUAAAUGACUAAGAAAGAAGACUUGCUUAUAACCACAUUUGAAAAUAAAAUUUGUAUUUUAAUAAUUUAGUAACUUGUCAUUAAGUUCUGAAAGAUCAGAUUUUAUGUCGCCAAAUGGCAAGGGUGAUACAAACCAUACGCUAAUCUGAUCAUUAGCAUAUUCAUGAACAACAUAGAUAUUUGAAUUAAAAAGCCUUAUAAAGGUAUAGCUGAAGUUUGUAUUUCUCUAGUAAAGAGUUAAUAUCCCUGUCACUAUGCACAUAGGUAAGCCAAGUAAAAUCCUCAUUGGCCAAGGCAUUUAGGAAGGAGAAUUUGGUUUUUUUAUAUUAAAGCUUUGGUGCCACAAGCCUCAAGUAAAACGUACAGCAAAUACACCCCUGCUCACUUGUCAUUCUCUUAGGUUGAGGUAAAUGGUAUAUCCAAAAAUUAACUAUGUACUUUUAGUACAAUUUGCUUGGAACAGAAACUCAGAAGGAAAGCUAACAUUACAUGUCCUAAUUAUUGUACCCAUUAACUGAAGAAAGAAAAAAAAUAAAAAAAUCAAAACCACCCAAAACAACCCCAAACUAUUAUUUUAAACUAAAACACACCCAUGAAACUUUAUGGCUUUGAGCCUCUGGGUAAUGUUUGUGUGCACAAAGCUGCAUGUAUUUCUCUAAACCCUGUGUAAAUGCUUGAUUUUGAAAAGUGUUGGGCACUUCUUUGGAGCUGCAGAUCACCUUCAGUUACCUAUGAAAUCCAUCAGAAAUUAAAGUCUCUCACAUGGCUUGCUGUGUUAAGCUUAGUACUAAAUAAGGUAUUAGUAGAGCUAGAAAAAUAAGGGUGCAGUGCUAUACAGCGGAGCAGCUCUGCUGAGACCUAAAGCAAGUAAAGAUUUCCACCAAGUCUUGUGAUAGAUAGGCAGUCUUAGUCAUGUUGCAGCAGUAACGGAACUCACACCGACAUUGGGAAGAGCUGGGUUAACAGCACAAUCCUGAAGUAGAAGCUUCGCUACUGAUUUAAAAAACCUGAAUCAAGCCUAAAAGUACAGCUCCAUAACCCCACACAGUAGUAAUGUACCUGUUUAAAGUCUCUGACUUCACACGGCAUCUUUUUUUUUUUAGAGCUAAAAAAAGCUUUCUGUUACAAACACAAGGAGUAACCUCAGGUGUUUUUCUGAAUUGUAUACAAGUGUGAUAGCCCAGAACUUAGCCUAUACCUGUGAAAAGCUUUAAGAUACUCAGCAUUUUCAUACAGAGAUCUACAUUAGAUCAAAUACUAGCACAAUAAGUUUCCUUGUACUUUUGUAAGUAUUGUUAUUAAAAAAAAAAUGUAACCUACAAGUGAAUAUUCUAAUGUAAGAAUCACCAAUUCAUAUUUUAAUAAAAGCAGUUUUGCAAUUUUGUACUCUUCCAAAAGCUUUAACUAUGCAUUGGCUACUAAUACAACAUCCAUUCAUUCUGCUCAUGUCUGUCAGGGGGUCACACACUAUCUAGCUGUUGGUCAAAUAGUGCCUCAUUUAAUCUGCAGAGUUACUCAAAUAUAGUAGCACUCAUUUAGAAUGUAUGGAGUUGCUCAGCAAGCUAACUUUUAUGGUCAUUUUGAAAUGUAUCAUGUUGCCAAAAUACUAAAUAAAAUAAUUCUUACACUG
Messenger RNA from Strigops habroptila (Kakapo), 4008 nucleotides. Its product is annotated as cytochrome P450 1B1. The transcript has 3 exons. The record is from RefSeq and is a predicted model, not a curated record. The coding region runs from base 157 to 1800 and encodes 547 amino acids. Gene Ontology annotation, biological process: progesterone metabolic process; hormone biosynthetic process. Gene Ontology annotation, molecular function: heme binding; steroid 17-alpha-monooxygenase activity; iron ion binding. Lineage: Eukaryota; Metazoa; Chordata; Aves; Psittaciformes; Psittacidae.